CUGAAGCGUGGCGGACUGUACGUGUGUGUGCCUGUGCGUCUGUAAACACGUGUGAUAAAAUGACGGGUCAUGGGUGUCCGGGGAUUGUCAACCUCCUCAGGUUGUGUGUCCUCGUAUUGCUGCUAUCAGUGGACAUUUUCUGUGUGGAAAUUCUCGGCGUGUCCUCUAUGGAUUAUAAAUCAGGAUCCCCAGCGGCAGCGGCGGCCGCAGAGUACAACACAGCCCCCAUAGAGUCUACAGAUCUCCCCUCCUUCACAACACCAGGACGCACGUUCCGUAUAGUGACUAGUGACACAGUGGUGCUUCCCUGUGAUGUGGACAAUCCUGGAAAUUUCGUGCUGGCCUGGAAAAGAGGAAUCGCCAUCUUGACGGCUGGAAACAUUAAGGUAACUCCAGACAACAGAUUCCGGUUAGUGGACGGUUACAACCUGGAGAUCAGGGACGUGCAGACCAAUGACGCCGGCAACUACGUCUGCCAGAUCGCGACCCUCCAGCCGAGAGAAAUCACACACACUGUCGAGAUACUAGUGCCGCCCAGAAUAGAUUACGUGUCCUCGGAGGGUGAAAUGCAAGUAAAGAAAGGAUCAACAGUAACUCUACAAUGUAAAGCUUCAGGCAACCCGGUACCCACAAUCACUUGGACUAGGAAGAACAACCUACUGCCUUCUGGGGAAAAAUCUGUGGAAGGAUUCUCUAUCACCAUAGAGCAAGCAAACAGACAUCAAGCAGGCAUCUACAUCUGCACCGCCUCCAAUGGUGUGGGGGAUCCUGUGCAGAAGCAGAUAAACCUCCACGUUCUGUAUCCUCCCGAGAUCGAAGUGGAAAGAGGAUGGGUGCACUCAGGAGAAGGAUACGAGGCGCAACUCGUAUGCAUCGUCCACGCCGAGCCUCCGGCGGAAGUCCUGUGGUUCCGCGACACUCUGAGAUUAGAUUCCACCGAGCGCCGGAUAAUGGAGGUUCGGGGUAGCCGACACACCCUGCUCAUCCGUAAGGUCCAAUCAUCCGACUUCGGAAAUUAUACCUGCCAAGCUGAUAACCAGAUCGGGAAGGCCAAGCAAUCACUGGAGUUAUCAGGGAAGCCGAACCCAGCGACCUUUAGAAGUCACCCGAUGGGAAGAUUCCGAGACAGUUACAACAUUACCUGGGCCGUUAACAGUUACACCCCUAUUGAGGAAUUCAAGUUAUAUUUCCGGAAACUGCCGUUAGGCUCGCAGCCCCCCACACCUGGCCAACUAAGUGCAAUGCCGCAUCAGAACAAUGUCUACAAGCGCCCUACCAGAAGGGAAAACGACACUCAAGGUCAUCUUAUAAACGGGCGGUUCCUUGGCGAUUGGAGCAACGUCAUACUGCCGGCCAUCCCCAGCGAACAGUUCACGCAGCAGAUGAGUUACGUCAUCAAAGGUCUGGAGGGUGCUGCUCAGUACGAGGCCAAGGUUCAGGCGAAGAAUAGGUUCGGCUGGAACCAGGAGAGCGAGACUUUCCACUUCCACACCAGAGGGGCCGGAAGUUCAUUUGAACCCUCCCCAGAAACUGCUGUUUACUCAGACCCUGAAGUGAGAGACAUGGGAGUGACGGCCUACGGUGCGGCCUCGACCGUCCUUGCCUGUCCAGUCUUGCUCGCUAUCACGUUAGCGUUCGCUUCCACGUAGAACUUACAAGUAGUGGGUGGCAGAGGUCAUGUGGACUACGAGUAGACCAAAAGAAGCGGGUCAGGUGCUGCUAUCAACGAAGACUGUGCAAAUUACGAACAAUGUGUAUAUGCCCUGUGCCAUUGCCAUAUUAAGACUGCGAUGUUAGAGACUCGUGUAUGUGUUCCGUGUUAUUUGUAAUUAUUUACCUUAAUUGAACACUCUUUGAUAAUGACUGUAUCUUUUGUAUGAUAAAAGGAAUAAGCGUAUGGACAUGCGCGUAUUCCCUAGGGAAUUUUCCGUUUAAGAAUUUGUAAAUGUGUAUAGAAUGCUUUAGUAAGUUCCUUAAGAGCUACGUGAAUUACCAGUUAGGUUUAGAGACAUGGUGGAGCUAUGGAGGCACCACGGCCCACGGUCUGGAUGGGUGGUUACUGUACAUAAUACUCGUUAACUAAGUAAUUGAUAUUCGAUACGGGCCACAAUACAGAGCACUCUUAACCUAAUUUUUAUAAAUCUGAAGGGCUUCGUUUUAAUCAAUGUAUAAAAUUAAAUAACAGGUUAUUUUAUGACAAAUAAUUUAUUCAAUAAGUCAGUUUAUGUACAGAUUGUUUUGCGUUACAUUGCUGUUGAUAGUUAUUUUGUGAUAGUUGAUAAGUUAAUUCUUAGCACUAUAUUUAACACUUCACAUUAUAAAUAAUUAGCAACCCCUCUGAUUGUACUGUAAUAUUUUUUUGAUUGUAUAUUUAGUUAAAUUACAGUAGAAUAUAUAUAUAUACAUGGUGAAACACGUACAUGUGAUGAAAAACAGUAAUGAUGUCCUUCUGAUAACUGAUCGGAUGUAAAUAGAGUAAAUUGUCUCGCAAAAUAUAUAUUUUACUGUAAUUUUGUGUAUAGUUUAAUUCCAAUUGGUGUAAUAUUGUUAAUUACUUUCGCGCGCAAAUAACCAUUACAUGUUUUUAAACUUUUCCUUCACUAAUGUUGAAAUUUAACCUGUGAAAUAUGAAAACGGAUGCUCGUCCAGUUUUAAAAUAAACAUUUUCUAAAGUGAUAAUACUAAAUAAACCUAAUUGUAAUUUAUUAUUAUAAUCAAUCAAAGUACUGUUGAAAUUAUUAUUUAAAACCUAAUACUAUGUUUUAUCAAUAACAAAUAUAAAUUCCUUAUCAUGCUAAAAAUAAAAAUGUGGUAAGUAAAAUAUGUUAUAAUUACUAAAUUUUCUAAAACUAAUAUUUAGGUUCCACCAUUUUUGUUUAAACGCGAUGUAAAAUAUAUUGGAAUUGUACAAAAUACUGAAUAACUUUCCAGCUAGAAGUGUAUGUAAAGUUUUGUUCUGACUUUUUAUGAAUUUAUACUAUUAUGAAUUAUAUAAUAUAAAGCCGAUUUUAAUGAACUCAGUGACUAACAAGAUUGUUUAAACUUAGUUACUUCACCUGUGAAUUUCCGUGAUUAACUGUUUUAUUCAAGUUAUGAUGUAUAGUUUUAUUAACUAAUAAAAAUAUUAAAACUCGGGAGCUUUACUAAUUAAAUUAUCCAAUCAGUUUAAAAUCAACUUCAUUCUACUGUUCGUUAAAUAACUUUUAUAAAAUGAUAAACGAUGUCCAUACAAUAUUAUUUGAAUAUUGAAGUUAUCAUGACAAUUAUUAAUAUUAAUAUACUAAGUAUGAUAUUGUUGUAUGUAUGUUAGGUCAUUAAAGAAACUAUUAUUUUAGUAAUGGAAUUAAGAUGUAGCGUAAGAUUUACUAACAAGUGAUACGUAAAACAGCGUAAUUGUACAAAUAUUUCAUUUACGUAACCAUUGACUUGCACCCAGAAGUGAAUAUUUCUAACUUGUACAUAGAAAUGGUGGUAUAUACAUACUAAAAAUAGCAAACGUAAAUCAAACCAAUUUCGUUGCAUUACCGACACACUGUUUAUACCAUACAUGCCCGGUUACUCUUCUUUGAAAAGAGAAUUAUAUAUAUUUUUGAGAGACAGAUGUAAGUGUUUCCUUGUGUGUGUUUUAUAAAUUUAUUAGUGAUAAGAAUUGUAAAUUGAUGUCACUUUUCCAGUAAGUGCUUUGAUCUCCUCAUUAUUGUGUGAUUUUAGUGUUAAUUUGUUUUCCGUAAUGUAUAAAAUAAAAUUAAUUUAUUAUUAUUUUUAUACGUUUUAAGAUUUAUUUAAAAUUAUUAUUAAACAGCCCUUGCCGUUAUUGUACGAGUUGACUAAAUAUGUGUGCAAUUACAUUUUAAUACUUAAAAAGUUUAUUGGGAAGUUUUUUUUACUCGUGUAUAAAUAAAUUAAUAUUUAAAAGUUAUGCAAAUUUAUAAUAAAAUUGUAUUACUUCCAUUAAAACACUGGUUUAGCAAUUACAAAAUUUUAAAUCCCAAACUAUACCAAAAAUCAUUGUGGAAAGUUUCCUUUAUUCUUGUAUAACUGAAUUAAUAUUUUAACAAAGCAAUUAAAAAUUGUUAAACCCUUACACAUUUAAAUUUACGAGACUCCAACGAAAAAGCAAUCAUAAUAAUAUUUUAUUUCUUUAUCAUCCAUUGGCUAUCAUGAAUACAUAUAUAUAUUAAAAAUAAAAUGUUCGUAAAGUAUUGAACUAGUUUAUUUAAUGAGUUAUUUAAUAAAUAAUGCAAAGGGGAAUAAAGAAAAUCACCACUUAUUCUAAAAUCACACAAUAUAUUUUUCUACACCACUGUAAGACUUGUGAUAGGUAUAGGCUGAUUUUAAAGCGUAGUUUAUACAGUUUAAUUCCAAGUAUAUUUUGCCCUUCAAAAUAUAAGAUAUUACAAUCAUUAUCGUUAUCUUAUUCUGAAUAUUCAGUAUAAAUAAUUAAUAACCAAGUUUGUAAAUAUUAAUUUUUGUUUAAUUUUCCAAAAUAUAUUGUGCAGUGUUACACCUGUGAGAUAAAACUCUACUGCACUUCAGCUACGCAAGAUAAAAUCAGCUGAAACCUAUAUAUUCUGUUAGUGAGAAUGAGAGAAAGGGAGAGAGAGAGAGAGAGAGAGAUGCCAUGUCUACUUUUGUAACGUGAGAGCUUACACGUGUAGGUAGCUAGUUUUGUAUAUGACGUACGUCUGUCUGUCUGUCUGUCUGUUGUCGGUUACGUGGAGAGCUUUCUUUCUCGGCAUUUAGUACCUUUCCCACUAGUGUAUUAAGUUUUGUAUUGAGUUACAUGUGAUCAGUACUAAAUGUGCUUUCUUUUAUAAAUGUGCAAUGCUACAUUAUAUAUUGUAAACAUUUCUGUGUGAACCAUGACAAGUAAAAGUGAUUUACAUUUGGAUGAGUAAAUGGAAUUAUCAAUU
Molecule: messenger RNA, 4913 nt
Organism: Homalodisca vitripennis (glassy-winged sharpshooter)
Lineage: Eukaryota; Metazoa; Arthropoda; Insecta; Hemiptera; Cicadellidae
Product: limbic system-associated membrane protein-like
Exons: 12
Coding region: 60-1649 (529 amino acids)
Biological process (GO): synapse organization; homophilic cell-cell adhesion
Cellular component (GO): neuronal cell body; plasma membrane; axon
Molecular function (GO): axon guidance receptor activity; protein binding
Source: RefSeq, a predicted model, not a curated record